CGGCGCUGAGGGCCGCAGCGCGGGGUCACCAUGGCGGAGCUGCAGCAGCUCCGUGUGCAAGAGGCAGUUGACACCAUGGUGAAGAGUCUGGAGAGAGAGAACAUCCGGAAGAUGCAGGGCAUCAUGUUCCGGUGUAGUGCCAACUGUUGUGAGGACAGCCAGGCAUCCAUGCAACAAGUGCACCAGUGCAUUGAACGCUGCCAUGCACCGCUGGCUCAAGCACAGGCCCUUGUGACCAGUGAGUUGGAGAGGUUCCAGGACCGCCUAGCCCGUUGUACCAUGCAUUGCAACGACAAAGCCAAAGACUCAAUGGAUGCAGGGAGUAAGGAGCUACAGGUGAAGCAGCAGCUGGAGAGCUGUGUGACCAAAUGUGUGGACGACCACAUGCAUCUCAUCCCAUCCAUGACCAAGAAGAUGAAAGAGUCUCUCUCAUCCAUUGCAAAAUAAAAGUCUUCAUCAGUGGUCAUUGGGGAUAAGGGCAGGAAUCUA
Messenger RNA from Chrysochloris asiatica (Cape golden mole), 489 nucleotides. It is a transcript of the gene TIMCC, whose product is annotated as family with sequence similarity 136, member A. The record is from RefSeq and is a predicted model, not a curated record. Gene Ontology annotation, cellular component: cytoplasm. Lineage: Eukaryota; Metazoa; Chordata; Mammalia; Afrosoricida; Chrysochloridae. Bases 31 to 447 code for a protein of 138 amino acids. The transcript is spliced from 3 exons.